AUGACAAUAUUUGGACAGGUUGUUAUCGGACCUCCUGGAAGUGGAAAGAGUACAUACUGCAAAGCAAUGAGAGAAUUUUUGACAGCUUUAGGACGCAAAGUUGCCGUAGUGAAUUUGGAUCCAGGGAAUGAUAUCCUGCCGUACGAAUGUGAAGUGGAUAUAUCUACACUUGUGACUUUGAUAGAUGUUAUGGAAAACUUGAAGUUAGGUCCUAAUGGCGGACUUAUUUAUUGUAUGGAAUAUCUGGAAACAAACUGUGAUUGGUUGAUUGGGAAAUUGGAGAAUUUUAAAGAUUGUUAUAUAUUGUUUGAUUGUCCUGGUCAGGUUGAACUUUACACACAUCAUAAGUCUGUCAGAAAUAUUGUACAUAAACUGCAAGAGAAGGAUUUCAGGGUAAUCACCUUGUUUGUUUUCUUGUCCACUUGCAUCUAGUAUAUGUCAGAUUAUAUACGGAUAUACCAAGCCAAGUACUUUUGUCUGCAGGAUUUAACAGGUUUAAUGUUUGUGUAAAAAUGAUGUAAUUAAAAUCUGUCAAUUGAUCCUCUGAUACAAAACAAGUAACAUUGGAAUUCCUAUAUGAAAUCCUAUUAAAUUUUGGUCCAAGUUUGGUUAAAUUUUUAUAUAGGAAAUUUAUUCAUUUGGAUUUUGGCACAUUCCUGUAGGAAUUCCCAUUGGGUCAGAUAGGAUUUUUCUGUAAGGCAGGAAGAAAAUUUAAAGCCGGUUUUCCACUUCAAGUGUACCGUACUGAAACGUAUCAAAAACGUUUUAAAUUUCAAAAUUUUGUGAAUGUUGAUCGGUUACUACUUCUGUAGUACGCCAAAAAGUUGACUUGUGAUGAAAUUUUUAUUUGGAUAUGCGAACACACCCGGAAGUAUGUGGAUUUAUACAUGUAUACCUCUUUUCAAUCUAUGCAUGCUCACCAGUACGUUUCGGUAUGAUACAGGUGUAGUGGAAAACCGGCUUAAGCAUUACAUAAACAAACAUUUUUAUCAUGGUUGUCAAUAUUAACAAUGAACUAUUUGUUGCUGUAGUUUGCUGCUGUGCAUUUAGUUGAUUCACAUUACUGCCGUGAUCCGUCAAAAUUCAUCUCUGUGCUCUUGACGUCUCUGUCAACCAUGGUCCAGAUUGAGCUGCCUCAUGUCAAUGUUUUAUCAAAGAUUGAUAUCAUUGAACAGUUUGGCAAGUUAGGUAUUCAUACUAUCAUUAUUUUAUUUUCAGUGUUUUAUAGAUGUAUUUAAAGAUGUUAGAUGCGAAACCAGGAUUCAUGUUAAGAGUUUCAAACGUUCACUGGUUAAAAAUAUUUAUUUGGAUGAGCUUUCGACUGCCAGGUAAAUUAAUGAUGGGUAAAUUAAUCUACCUGUUGAAGACUGCAUACUGGCAGUUGAAAGCUUGUCCAAAUAAAUAUUUCUAGUUUGAAACUCUUAAUUGUUUAUAGAUAUGUUUGUUUGGGUUUUCAUCAUUCCAAUGAUAUUUAUCCUCGUCAAAGCCCACCUGUGCAUGAUCAAACAAUGCUUAACUCAGUAGCAGCCCACAUUCAAGAACAAUUGUAGCCUCAGCAUGAUUUAUAACCAUGCUUAACUCAGCAGCAGCCCACAUUCAAGAACACAUACUACCUCAGCAUGAUCUAGCCAUGCUUAACUUGGCAGUGAGUUCUGACAACAUCAGAUUACUUUAGAGCAGUUCAGAUUUGAAUGGGAACAACAUUUCUCUACUCGUUUUCUUCCAUACUUUGAUUUAGACUUCAAUCUGGACUACUACACUGAAGUUUUGGAUCUGAAAUUUAUCCUUGAUGAACUGCAGGAUGAUCCAGUAACAAGAAAAUUCAAGAAAUUAAAUAAAGCAUUGAUUAGUGUGAUUGAAGAUUAUAGCUUGGUCUCGUUUUCGCCUCUCAAUGUUCAGGUAUGAAUCACUUCUAAUGAGAAAAGAUUAUUUGUCUGAUGACUUUUAGCUGUAUAGACACGGCAAACAAACACAUCCUUCAUCAAGACGAACUAUCUGUGAAAUUCGUCUGGACAAAUCAACUUGCGUGACAGUGUAGUUCGUCCUGAGGUAAAUACGGCAGUUCCGCAGUAGACAAACUAUCAGGAAAAUGUCAGACUUGAUUUGUUCGUUGAGUUAUUGCUAGAAUUAUCGUGUUAUUGUAGAGAGUUUCCUGGAUAGUUCGUUUUGUGUUUGGUCCAAAGGCAGUCGUGAUGGAUAAUUCGUAAUAAGGAAAUGAAUUUUAUCAUGGGAUGUAUUUCCAAUUCUUACGUAGAUAUAACUACUUCAAUCUACAGUUUUAAUUUUAGUUAUUUCAACUUUAUUUUUAAUGAUAUUUUGUUGAUGAAGGAUAAGGAAAGUAUGUUAACGUUGGUGAAGAAAAUUGACAGCGCCAAUGGAUAUGUGUUUGGCGGCAAACACGAGGAAGGAAAUCUCAGUGAAAUGUUAUCUUAUGCUGCUGGGGCAGACUUUGAAUAUUUUAAGUAUCCUUUUAGAACGUUGUAUAGUUUUGCUUAUCUCAACGGUUGCCACAACACUCUACAGCCUGUUUCAUCCACUGGUAUUGAGGAGAGAUAUCCGCAACAGCCUUUGCAUAUCGUCACAAAUAUGUUCCUGAGUGGCAUGGGAUUUUCAAAACAAUGAAAAGUGCAACAUGAAGUGAAUAUCACGUGCUGUACAUAGAAAGGGCGUGGUAGUUGUAUCUGUUUUGAUAUUCUUAACUCCACUGAAGAUCGGCAAGUGUCCAGGAAAAAUACGUUGAUACUACAAAAACUGGACCAACAACAUAAGGUGGCCACUGUUGUAGUAUUUUGAACGGAGUGGACAAUAACGUUCAAAACACAUAAACGCGAGACUUUGCAAGACAAAUAAAGCAAUUUAGAAUAUCGAUUACAUCCUUCUGACUUCACUGGAAAGACUUUCAAAAACAUUCUUAUUAUAGUACAUCAAAAAUCAAAUCAUUUUACUUUUCUCUAAUAUUCCACAAUAAACUGUUGAGAGUUGUGUUUGAACUAUCUGAAAAAUAAAACGUUUUGAGCGAGGUGAAAGCCUUGGUUAUUAAUAAGUUCAUUCGAAGAGCUCUUCGAUCUCGAAACAUUGGCGUCUUAGUUAGGAGCAAACCACGACAGUUUUUGAUUGAUUCAACUCGUCUGCUGGUGGCGAAAUGGUAGGAAGUUUGGUCUAUCCCGGCAAACUUUUGAGUUCAAAUCCCGUUUUAUUCUUUUUAUACCUCUCUGUCAGAAAUCGCUUUGCAAGUAGCCAAAAAUGUUUGCUUUGCCCAAAAAUAAGGUUUCCGUUUCUAUAACGUAGAAAAGACCAUCCUAACGCAAAACUAAACCCUAACCCUAAUACUAACCUUAACUCCAACCCUAACCUAACCCUAACUUAUUUAAAAAAUUGAUAUAAAAACGGAAACCUUAUUUUGAAAUAUACUAUUUAGCAAUUUCCGCUUUUUAUUAGCCUAGACUGCGUAAUCAAGCCGGGCAUAUUGAACGUUCACUAAAUGAAGUAUGUAUAGUCUGAAACGCGCCUACGAUCAUUCGGCAAACACACGUGGGGAAACAAAACAAAGCUAUUAUUUUCAAAAGUUAUUUUGUAAAAGUUUGUUAUUUUUUCAUCUUUGGCAGUUAUAAUGCCAGCAUGAUAGUGGAGCAGUAAUGUCUAGGAGGGUAGUUCUACCACCACUGCCAAAAGUCUCGGAUUUAUUGAGGAUUUAUGGCGUGCGGGCAAAGAAACAACUCAGCCAGAAUUUCAUACUUGAUCAAAAUAUCACUGGUAUGUAUAUCAUUAUUUAUGCUUGUUUGGUGUAUGUAAAUCCAGUUUGUACUUUUAAUAUUUUCAACCUUGCUAUAUGUCAUCAUUGUCAUCUGUUCAGUCAGCGUCAUUACUAUAAUUACUGUAUGUAUUGAUGUGUAAAUGAUCAAUCUACUUUCCUACUAUUAACUUUCCUACUAUUUGCUGUUGUCACUUGCUGUAUUUUAAUUGUUGUGUAUGACAGUUCUGGUUACUGAAUUGUGGGAAAUUAUGGUGACAAAAUCACUGCAACUUUUUUAUGUCUCAAUUAAAAUACAGUGAUUUAUAUAUGCAUGCAUCUUUCUAUUAUAGCUUUUGAUACAUUUAUUGCAACCCUGUCCCCACUUCACUCUCCCCAUCCUACUCUCCCCACCCUACUCUUCCUACCCCUCUCCCUGCCAAAUGAGCCUCGAUCCACCCCUACAGGAAUUCCAAAUCUUUGAUUGCAGAUAAAAUUGCUGGAGAGGCAGAUGUAUUUGAUUGUUUUGUUUGUGAAGUUGGCUCUGGUCCCGGAUCUUUGACACGUUCAGUUUUACACGCAGGAGCAAGGCAUGUUGCAGCUGUCGAGAUUGACCGCAGAUUUGUCCCUGCACUUGAGGUAUUAUGAGUACAUUUGUAGAUGGGUUUUAUAAUAAUUAACAGAUUGUGGUCAAAGUUUAACCCAGCUGUGGUUAUAUCUUUAUGAGAUAUAAAACACCACCAACAUUACAACAACAGGAAAUAAGUAAUUUGAUUUCAUGUUACCACAACUAUGUAUUUAGAUGUUAGCUGACUGUUCAGAGGGCAAAAUGAAAGUUUAUAAUGAAGAUAUCAUGAAGUUUAACAUUCCAGCAGCUUUUCCAAAUGUUGAAGGGGUGGCGUGGAAAAAGGAUUGUAAGUUUUGGUUUUCAAUUAUUUUCUUGUUCAUUUUAACUAACCUUACUUAUUAUUCUGGAAAAACUCUAUCAGUUUUAAACUGUUCUUCCUGGAGGCUCAUGCACUAAGUGCAACUCCGCUAUGGGUCCAGUUUUAGUAACAAACUUGUAUUGUUUAAUACACCCUUCCAGAAAGUACAUUAUUUUGGCUAUAGAGCCUCGUUUUCAUGUAUGUGACAUAUGUAAAGCCCAACAUCUCAACCAAACGGGGCUCAAUAGCCAAGGUGACAUACACUCCGGAAGCAUGUACAGUAUUGGCAGAGUCAAACAAAUUAAAGAUUGCUUUUUACUGGAAAAAAUAUUUAUUUUGGUAUUCUAUAUCUUUUCUUCAAAAGAUUUGCCAAGUAUUCGUUUGGUAGGAAAUUUGCCAUUCAACGUGUCAAUCCCGCUGCUUCUACAGUGGUUGCAAGCAAUCUCGCAUCGGACAGGCCCUUUUACCUUUGGUCGUGUGCCAAUGUCACUUGUGUUUCAAAAAGAAGUUGCGGAUGUAAGUUGGUGAUACAGGCUACACUAUACCAGAUAGCUUUCCAUAGCGGCGCAAAAAAGCAUCUGUCCAAUACGGAAUGUACAACUUGCAGAAGCUGAGCAAAACAACAUUUCUCUGUUGCAAUAAUUCCUCUGAUAAUAGCAUUCCUAAAAGGUACGGAUAGGUGUUUUUUCAUGUCGCUACAGAAAGCUAUGUGGUACAGUGGAAACCUGGCCACAAACAAGUUUACAAUUCCAGUUUACAAUCCCAGUUUAACCCAGUUUAGAUGAGAACUGAGCUGGAUGUAAGUCAUAUGGUGUUGUCUCUAGUCAAUAGAGAGACAGCGAAGUACGAAGACGUACUUGAUAAUUUUUGCCCGUCUGCACAUUGUCUUUGGUGUCACUGGUGCUUGCGUGUCUUCCUGUUAUGGAUUCAUAUACUGUAUCGCUGUUUACGAAUACUGAGCUGGCCCCAACCUGACAAAACAGCGAGACAUGAAACUGUAUCCCCGUCUUUGUUUUUUUUGCCUAAUUCAGAAUAAAGUUCACGACGAAUCUUGUCAAAAUAUUUGACGCGCAGUUGAGACUGUGAAUUGCUUAUUUGCUUGGAUCUUUUAGAAUAUCGUUGCUGAACCAGGACAUCCCAAUUGUUCACGCUUGUCUGUCAUGACGCAUCAUCUCUGUGAAGUGAAGAGGACGUAUCGCUUGCCUAGGACGGUGUUUGUCCCAGAACCCAAGGUAAUGAACCAUUUUGAUUAGUUAUUACAAAGAACAAAUCCAUUUCUUCUUUCCAUAGUCAAUUCACUCAGUUUCCCCUUCUUGUUUCCAAGGUAGAUGCAGCACUGUUGCACAUAAUACCAUUACAAAAGCCAAAGAUCGACGCGCCGUUUGAUGUUGUCGAACAAGUUGUCAAAGCUUUAUUUUCCAUGAGAAGAAAGUUCAUUCGUUCUUCAUUAAAGUAAGAUGGUUUGAGACUACACUAUGAUGCGCUAGUUAUUUCCAAUGGCAUGCAAUGAUCUAACAGCAUUUUUGGACAGUCGAACAGCCAGCGUAGGUAGUCAGACUACACUACAAAGCUCCAAAAAUCGAGAGACCUUCAACUACAGUAACUUCCCGAUAAAGCACCUUCGCUCGAAACGUCCACGUUUUGCUUGUAUUUUUCAGGUA
Molecule: messenger RNA, 6317 nt
Organism: Paramuricea clavata
Lineage: Eukaryota; Metazoa; Cnidaria; Anthozoa; Malacalcyonacea; Plexauridae
Source: the annotation of a GenBank genome assembly